Messenger RNA from Oldenlandia corymbosa var. corymbosa, 324 nucleotides. The record is from the annotation of a GenBank genome assembly. NCBI's taxonomy places the organism in Eukaryota, Viridiplantae, Streptophyta, Magnoliopsida, Gentianales, Rubiaceae.
AUGGGGAUAAAUCUUUAUUAUCUCAUUUCUUUCCACAUUCUGCUAUUAUUACUCUUCAUGCGAAAUAACACAGCUAGUGCUAGUGCUAGUACCCAUGAUUUCUUGGCAGAAAGAAGGCUGCAAGAGAUUGUGAUAAAAUCGGUACAAUCAACUCGUCCGAAUGUGGCAAGGGAGCACCACCAGCAGCAGUAUUACCGCCGCCGCCGCCAUCCUCCAGCACAACCAGCAAUACCAAACUAUGUUAGAUGGGCUGAAAGGGGGACCAAUUGGGUUUUGAUACAUAUGUGUAACGGAUACAUAGAUGAAUGGAUUCAUGAGGUUUGA